GAUUUAGUGUUAAACCCCUCGUCAAGCUCGAUUUCAAGAUCCUGGAAAUGAAUCAAGCACAUAAGUAGAUGCUGAAUCACGUCAAGGUACUUGUGUCUGCAGUAACAAGAAUAAACGAGCUUGACAGCUUGUAUGGGGUUAUACAUUGAAACAAAGGGUCCAAAUAAAGAAUCAGCUAACCAGCCUGCUAGUAUCAAAUGAAACUGGUGAAAGGGAGGAUCCAGACAGAAGACGAUAUCUGCACUGUAUCAGUGCUAAGUAACCCUAGAGAUCUUAUUGUAUGCAAAAGCGUGAGCAAACGAUGGAACUCUCUGUUAUCUUCUUCUUCUUUCCAUUACACUCGUAGUUUGGCUUUGGUCCUCAACAACACACAACCUCAACUUGCUACGAACGACACAUGCUUAGAGAGUUGGAAAGGAUUCGAGUUAUGCAACUAUAUCGAUCUCGAUUUUGACCAUCCGCUUUGUGUUCUAGCGUCCUACAAAGAUGUCUUGUUAUGCAUGAAAUCUCCACCGGUUAAGAGGCUAAGGCGAUCACAAUCACAAUUCUACAUUGUGAAUCCCGUGACAAUGCAAUGGACUCGUCUUCCAAAAUUUGCCAAUGGAAUCAUUGAUGUCAUCCCAACGUUUCCAUUAGGGUUGACAGGGAAUGGGUCAAAGGGUACGUACUAUGUUGUCAUGCUGAAUCUUUCUAAACCUUAUCUGCUUAAUGUUUGUGUGUUUGAUUCUAAACUCGGUAAAUGGAUAUAUAAUUUUAUCGAGCAUCCUCGUUGGUCACCAUCCGGAUGGUGUCCAACGCAAUACCAAGCCUUGACCUUUAAUGGAGCUGUACAUUGGUUAGCCGAGGAUGGACCUAUCGUAGCUUAUAACCCUAACCAUAUGCGCAAAUGCAUAUUCAUCCAUCGUUCCCAAGAGAUGCAUCAUGCUUUUUAUGGUGGCGGUGCGGUUGUUUCUGAGACUUUAACCGUCUCCAUGGGUCAUCUACGAAUCAUUCAAUUCGUUUGCUUUAAAUAUCCCGAUGAUCAUCACCAUCUUUGUAUUUGGACACUCGUGGAUUACAAACAAUCCAUAUGGAAACAAGAGCAUGAGCCUGUCUAUUUUAGAGACAUGGUUUCUGAUCUUCCAUGGAUACAAGACUACAUGCGGGGAUAUAAUCUCAACACAACAACUAACCAAGACAAUGUGCCCAUCAUCAUGCAAUAUUUCGACCUUGAAGAUUAUUUGGACGUUGAAUAUCAGCCUCCGGAAACCAAAGAACGAAUCGUUUGUACAAGGCCUUUAGUUUGCCAUCCAAACAAUCCUCUUCUCGUUUACUUGUAUUUACCUGAAACCAUCGUCUCUCUUGAUGUCACAACAAAGGAGCUGAGGCUAAUCACCAGAGACAACGGAAGCGGCAUGUCUAGUACUAGCUCUUACUGGAACCACUAUGACAAGGUGAUACCAAUGACGCUUCACUUAGAUCCUACUUUGAUCCCUUGUCACGAGCAUGUACUUCUGCCACGUACGUGAUAAUCUCACAUUUUGUUAGAUUUGUCCUUUGGAAUUUCUAGAUGACGUGGGCUUUGUGAUUUUUUUUUUCUAGAACGUUAUGAGUUUGUUAAUUUUUAUAGCCCCUCAAGAUCUGAAGUUACAAAUUAAAAAAAGUAAUCUAUCCGAUCAAUAUGACUAAAUAAAGAUAGAACAAGUAU
Molecule: messenger RNA, 1687 nt
Organism: Arabidopsis arenosa
Lineage: Eukaryota; Viridiplantae; Streptophyta; Magnoliopsida; Brassicales; Brassicaceae
Source: the annotation of a GenBank genome assembly